Molecule: messenger RNA, 1143 nt
Organism: Eutrema salsugineum
Lineage: Eukaryota; Viridiplantae; Streptophyta; Magnoliopsida; Brassicales; Brassicaceae
Exons: 2
Coding region: 1-1143 (380 amino acids)
Source: RefSeq, a predicted model, not a curated record
AUGUCACAAGGCGAAACCGAGUCGCUCAAAGACUUCAUGGCACGGUUCAAGCAGAUCAUGGCACAUUGUACAGUGGACGACGAAGCCGCCCUCGAAGCGCUAUAUCAGAAAACGUGGUACAAAUCCCCCUUUCACAAGGAACUUCGCAGGAAUAGACCACUCACUCUGGAGGACGCGCUUCACAAAUCAAACAUUUUCAUCGCGGAAGAAGAGGAGGAAGCCGCCAAAGAUCGGCAGUAUUUAGCGUCAAAACCCGACCAGACCUUGGCUGUCAAGGAGAACUCGGAAACAAAAGCCCAGCCCGGCAGGCAGCACGGAGUAGUGAACCAAGCCGGACCGUCAAACCAUAAACCAGGGCGGCCACCAAAGUCUUGGAAUACAUGGAACAGAGAGGACGAUACGCCACUGCAUGAACGUUUUUGCGAGUAUCACGAGCGAUAUGGGCACAGCUCGGAGGAAUGCCAGCAUUUGAGGGAUUUCUUACUUCAACAAUUCCGUAAGGGGGAAGUCGCCACCGCGGAUCUGCCUAAACCCGGACACCGACGGCCGAACCCGCGACAAAACAAACCCGGUAACCAGGAGACGGCGAAGGCAGCCGAUUCUGAUGAAGAGAAGAAGGUCAACAUGAUCAUGGGAGCCCUCGAAUCGUGCAACUACUCCGUCAGAGCACUGAAAGAGUAUAGCCGGCAGGCAUCGAGUUCACAACCCCAGACAACGGUGGCAACUGUACCAUUAUUAUUCACUGAUGCCGACCUGCGGGGAGUGCACAUGCCUCAAAACGAUUGCCUCGUCGUCGAGCUUCAGCUCGGAGUUGUCGAAGUAAGCAGGAUAUUAAUUGACAUUGGGAGCUCGGUAAAUGUCAUCGGCAAAGAAACACUUAAGAAUAUGGAUUUCCCGGAUUCUGAAAUCAAGCCCUACAUGGAGUCGUUAACCGGGUUCACCGGAGAGAAAACAAGGAGAGUUGGAACGGUGAAGAUACCAAUCUAUGUCGGCGGGUCGGCACGAAUGAUCAAGUUCUUGGUUCUCAACAAGCCGGCAAUAAAUAACGCUAUUUUGGGAACACCUUGGCUGUUCGACAUGAAAACUGUCGCUUCGACAUCAAUGCGUCAAGUUCCCGACCCCGUCAGGGAUCUACACCCUUAA